Messenger RNA from Ostreobium quekettii, 891 nucleotides. The record is from the annotation of a GenBank genome assembly. NCBI's taxonomy places the organism in Eukaryota, Viridiplantae, Chlorophyta, Ulvophyceae, Bryopsidales, Ostreobiaceae.
AUGGGGCUGCUGGCGGGCAAGGUGAAGGCCCUGAGGGUCGCGGUGUUGGGCCUGCGCCCGUUGAUCAACCCGCGGGCGGCCCUGUCGACUGGCUUCCACCUUUGCGAGGACGUCAUCUCGGAGCCGGGCGUGUGUGGGGGCCUCAAUCGGGAGGUGCCGCGGCUGGGGGAUUGCCUAAUGCGCGCGGACAAAUCCUUCGUGGACGCAAUGCGCCAGACGCACCAGGGGGCGGCCAGCGCCUUGGAGGAGCUGCGCGACCUGAAGCAGAGGGUCGUGGACAAGCACGCCCAGACGGUCAUCGCCCACCUCGACAAGUUCAUGGCGUACCUGCGGGAGGUGGACGGUCGGUUCCGGUGGCUGGACAAAUGCCUUGAGGCCGUGGUGCGGCGGGCGCGCGAGAUGCAGACCGCCUGCCUGCACUGCCAGGCGCGCAGGGCGUUCGCCGGCCGCCUGCUGCAGGUAGGAGGUUGGGUGGCGCUGCUGCUUGGAGCUGCCGCGUUCGCUGCCAGGCGCCACACAUCGCCGGGGGGUCAAUCAGGGCCUCUGUUGAACGGGCUGCCGCCGGUGAAGACGAGCCUGUCUGGCGGCAUCGCCGCGGUGUUGGGCGGCGCGGUGGUGUCCACGGCCGAGCUGCACAGGCGGCUGGCGGCCGCCUUUGGCAAGCUGGCGGACGAGGCGGCCAGCCAGGUGGCGGUACUCCAGCGCCUGCGCACUCGCCUGCACCGGCUGAUGCGCGCGCUGGGCGAGCUGGAGGUGCAUUUCAAGGUGAACAGCGUGGUGGGGGGGCUGAGCGGGGACGUGUGGCCGGAGAUUGGCCAGUGGGUGGAGGCCUACGAGGAGGCGCUGGGGCAGCUGGUGAAGGGCAGCGAGGGGUUCGGUGCCGGGAACUAA